Molecule: messenger RNA, 8092 nt
Organism: Chrysemys picta bellii (western painted turtle)
Lineage: Eukaryota; Metazoa; Chordata; Testudines; Emydidae
Source: RefSeq, a predicted model, not a curated record
UCCUUCCCCCCCGCGCGCCAGUCUCCCGUCUCCGGUGCGGUGGCUGGGCCCUGUGUGUGGCCGCGCGUCUCUCCCCAUGGCCGGGCGGCUCGUGCUGUGGCUGCUGCUCGGGCUGGGCCCGGCGGGCGGCGCCCACAUCAAGAAGGCGGAGGCGGCGGCGGGCGAGGGGGAGGCCCCGGGCCAGGCCCCGGGCUACCUGCGCUCGGCCGAGCUGGGCGCGGCGCUGCGGGCGCUGGCUGAGGGGGCCCCGCCGGGCCUGGCCCGGCUCUUCAGCAUCGGGCAGUCGGUGGAGGGGCGGCCGCUGUGGGUGCUGCGCCUGACGGCGGGGCUGGAGCCCGCGCGGCCCGAGGCGGAGCCGGGCGGGGCCCCGAUCCCCGGCCGCCCGCAGGUCAAGCUGGUGGGGAACAUGCACGGCGACGAGCCGCUGGGCCGGCCGCUGCUGCUGCGCCUGGCCCAGGAGCUGGUGUCCGGCUGGGCCCGCGGGGACGCCCGGGCCGGCCGCCUCCUCAACGCCACCGACCUCUACCUGCUGCCCAGCCUCAACCCCGACGGCUUCGAGCGGGCCCGCGAGGGCGACUGCGACGGCACGGCCCCGGGCGGCCGCGAGAACGGCCGCGGCAAGGACCUGAACCGCAGCUUCCCCGACCAGUUCGGGGCGGCCCAGCCCGACCUGGAGCCCGUGCCCGAGGUGCGGGCCCUGAUCGCCUGGAUGCAGCGCAACAAGUUUGUGCUCUCUGGGAACCUGCACGGGGGCUCUGUGGUUGCCAGCUAUCCCUAUGACGACUCUCCCAUGCACGAGCCCAAUGGAAUCUAUAGCAAAUCAGCUGAUGAUGAAGUGUUUAAAUACCUGGCAAAAGCCUAUGCUUCGAACCACCCGAUAAUGAAAACUGGCACCCCAAACUGCCCAGGGGAGCAGUUUGAGACAUUCAAGGAUGGCAUCACCAAUGGAGCUCAUUGGUAUGAUGUAGAAGGGGGGAUGCAGGAUUACAACUACGUUUGGGCCGACUGCUUUGAGAUCACUUUGGAGCUGUCCUGCUGCAAGUACCCAAUGGCGUCCCAGCUUCAGCAGGAAUGGGAGUAUAACCGGGAAUCUCUCCUCACCUUCAUUGAGAAGGUCCACAUGGGAGUAAAAGGGUUUGUCAGGGACUCGGUCACUGGGUCUGGCCUGGCAAACGCGACCAUUGCUGUUGCUGGCAUCGAUCAUAACAUCACGGCGGGCAGACUUGGGGAUUACCACAGACUGCUCGUGCCUGGAACUUAUAACAUCACAGCAGCUGUCGUAGGUUAUGUGCCAAUGACUGUAGAGAACAUUGAGGUGAAAGAAGGGGCUGCAACAGGGGUGGACUUCUCCCUGCAACCUACUGUCCUGGUACCUGUUCCUGACCCUACGCCAGCCCCCGCCACUGCUGCCCCAGGCUCCGCUACCAAUGCCACUGCCACAGCGAAGGCCGCAAGCCCAACUUCUCUCCACCAGCCGCUCCAGCCUGAGGACUUUCGCCACCACCACUUCCCUGACAUGGAGAUCUUCCUGAGGAGGUACGCCAGCGAGUACACCAACAUCACACGCCUCUACUCGGUGGGCAAGUCAGUGGAACAAAGGGAGCUGUAUGUGAUGGAGAUAUCGGAUAACCCAGGCGUCCAUGAACCAGGUGAACCAGAGUUCAAGUACAUUGGGAAUAUGCAUGGGAAUGAAGUAAUAGGCCGAGAACUGCUUCUGAAUCUCAUCGACUAUCUCUGCAAGAACUUUGGAACGGAUCCUGAAGUAACAGAGUUGGUGCUUAACACCCGAAUCCACAUCAUGCCCUCCAUGAACCCUGAUGGCUAUGAAAAAUCCCAAGAAGGAGACAGAAGCAGCACAGUUGGCAGAAACAAUAGUAACAACUAUGACCUGAACCGGAACUUCCCAGACCAGUUCCUCCCAAUGACCGACCCACUGCAGCCAGAGACUCUUGCUGUCAUGAACUGGCUCCGGGCCUUUCCGUUCGUACUCUCUGCAAACUUGCAUGGAGGUUCUUUAGUGGUUAAUUACCCCUUUGAUGAUGAUGAGAAAGGAAUAGCCAUCUACAGUAAAUCACCAGAUGAUGGUGUGUUUCAGCAGCUUGCACUUUCUGUUUUUCAGGAAAAUACUCAGAUGUACCAGGGCAGCCCUUGUAAGGACAUGUACCCCAAUGAGUAUUUCCCCCAUGGCAUCACUAAUGGGGCUCACUGGUAUAAUGUUCAAGGGGGGAUGCAAGAUUGGAACUACUUAAACACAAACUGCUUUGAAGUGACCAUUGAGUUAGGCUGUGUGAAAUACCCAAAUGCUGAAGACUUGCCAAAAUACUGGGAGCAGAACCACCGAUCUCUGCUCCAGUUCAUAAAACAGGUUCACCAGGGUGUCAAGGGAUUUGUGCUGGACGCCACAGCCGGAAGGGGCAUCUCAAAUGCUACUAUUAGCGUUGCUGACAUCGACCACCCUGUCACCUCUUACAAGGCUGGAGACUAUUGGCGCCUGUUGGUUCCAGGGUCUUACAAAAUCACAGCCUCCGCCCGAGGGUAUAACCCGCUCACCAAGACCGUGACCGUCGGGAACAGAGGCGCGGUGCAAGUCAACUUCACUCUUUCACGAACAGAUUCCAAAGUUGAGGAGGGGAAGAUCCCGGUCAUCACCAAUGAAGACACUAGCGAUCCCUCUGCCAAGGAGUUUGAGACCCUGAUCAAAGACCUCUCUGCUGAGAACGGCUUGGAACACCUCGUGCUAACCUCUUCAAUGGAUGUUUCUCCCUACCGCUACCAUCCAUACAAAGAUCUGUCCGACUUCCUUAGAGCCCUCAACUUGAACUACCCUCAGAUCACAAAUCUCACUAACUUGGGUCACAGCGUUGAGUACCGUCAAAUGUGGUCCCUUGAAAUAUCCAACAAACCCAACCAGUCUGAACCCGAGGAGCCCAAGAUCCGCUUUGUUGCUGGUAUCCAUGGAAAUGCUCCGGUUGGCACCGAACUGCUCCUGGCAUUGGCAGAGUUCCUCUGUAUGAACUACAAAAAGAAUGCAGCCAUCACCAAGCUGAUUGACAGGACAAGAAUUGUGAUUGUGCCGUCCAUAAAUCCAGACGGGCGUGAGAUCGCUCAGGAGAGAGACUGCACAUCCAAGACUGGCCAAACCAAUGCUCACGGCAAAGAUCUGGACACAGACUUCACAAGCAAUUUCUCCUCAUACUCUGGGAUAGGAGAGCCGGAGACCAAAGCAAUCAUUGAGAACUUGAUCCUGAAGCGAGAUUUCAGCCUCUCUGUUGCACUGGAUGGUGGAUCUCUCCUUGUAACUUACCCAUAUGAUAAACCCGUGCAGACAGUGGAAAAUAAAGAAACUCUGAGACAUUUAGCAUCUCUGUAUGCAAACAACCAUCCGUCAAUGCAUCUAGGUCAGCCAGGCUGUAAAAAUGAGUCAGAUAAGAACAUUCCAGGAGGUGUCAUCCGGGGGGCAGAAUGGCACAGUCACCUGGGCAGUAUGAAGGAUUUCAGUGUCACUUUUGGCCAUUGCCCUGAGAUCACAGUGUAUACCAGCUGCUGUUACUUCCCAAGUGGUGGACAGCUCCCCAGUCUGUGGACCGAGAAUAAGAAGUCUCUCCUUAGCAUGCUUGUGGAGGUUCAUAAGGGAGUCCAUGGAUUUGUUCAAGACAAGAGUGGCAAGCCAGUGUCUAAGGCAGUCAUUGUACUCAAUGAAGGUGUGAGAGUAUACACAAAGGAAGGUGGCUAUUUCCAUGUGCUGUUGGCUCCGGGUUUACAUAACAUCAGUGCCACAGCUGAAGGAUAUCAGCAGAAACAUGUCUUGGUGCAGGUGCGCCAUGAUGCCGCCAGCUCCGUGGUGAUCGUGUUUGACAUGGAUAACAGGAUAUUUGGCCUUCAAAGGGAGCUUGUGGUAACUGUAGCAGGUGCCACCAUGUCAGCUGUGGUCCUCACAGCCUGCAUCAUUUGGUGCGUCUGCUCCAUCAAGUCCAACAGGCACAAGGAUGGCUUCCAUCGCCUACGGCAGCACAAUGACGACUACGAGGACGAGAUCCGCAUGAUGUCCACCGGCUCUAAGAAAUCGCUCCUGAGCCACGAAUUCCAGGAUGAGACAGACACUGAAGAAGAAACAUUGUACUCUAGCAAACACUGAUAGACACCAAGUGGAAAGGAAAGCUCCCUAUGGACAAGCCCUACAAUGGGGGGCUGCUCUUAUGCUUCAGAGAUCUGGAACGUUAGCUUGCAGAAUGUGUAAGCUCCAGAGACGUGGGUGGCAGUUCUCAACCUCCCGUGUUCUUUUUUGCUCCAUUCCUACUUAUGCACGCAUCGGCUGAUGUCAGAGGCUGUGAACGCUGUCAGGUUUCUAGGUCGGGGGUUAGAGUUCUAUGUAAUGGAAACACUUGGAAGGUAACUUAUUAGUGUGUUCUGGCAUCAAGACUUGCUAGCAGUUUUCUCGACAGUCCAGCCUGGCGUGGGGAAAGUGGAGUAAUUACCAAAUGCCUGGCAGGGUCCAUCCUUCUAAGCUUUAAAGCCAUUAUUUAUCUCUACCUUUUUGAUUCUUUUCACUCUAUACAUUUUGGGAAGCCUUGAUCAGUUAUGGCCAAGACUUCAGCUGCGCUGCCAGUGAGUGGCUUUAGAAAUGGACAAUGAGCUUGGCUUCUGGUUGCUCCAUCCCACUCCAAGGGUGCAGAGGUACUAUGGCCUGCUCUGCUCUACUGCAGGCUUCUGAAGUGUUUGCAGGGGAAUAAGUUUCAGUUAGCCUGUCCAUGAAAUUGCCUCUGUAUUGAAAACUGACAGGUGGAAUAAUGUAGUCCAGGUGUGAAGCUCUCCACCCAAAGUGGGAGAGAGCUACAGUUAACGCAGUAGGAGUUGGGUGUCCGGUAGCUGUGCAACUCUGCCAUUCUCUAGUUAAAAGAAAAUCCUCAGGUUCAUUUGAACAGUCUUGUACAGAACCCCUAUUGCUUCUGGCUGGCCAUGUAGCCGAUGACACUUAGCGUUGCCUGUCUGAGAAUGAAGACUAGCUAGUAACCCAUGAGGGAGGAGUAACAGCAGCAUGACAGGAUAGCAUGCUCAGAGCAACUCGAGAGGGUUUCCAAGCAGAUGGUGGUAAUUGCUCACUGUGGAUAUUGUCUAAAUGCUGCUAGUCACUAAUGUGCCUGCUCUGCCUUGUUCAUGUCUGCCGGAGUUUGAAACGCACUUAAACCUGCCCACAGCCCAGUAAACACAGCUAGUAUUCUGCAGCAGCAGUGAGAGCUCGUGCCAUCUCCAUGACUCAGCUUCAGUCUCAAAUACCUGCAAGACUUCGAUUCCUCUCCCAGGUUCAUCUGAUACAGAAAAAUACCCGUUACUGACCACUGCUAUUGUUAAAAGCGGACCUCUUUGCUCCUGUAUUGAACCCUGAUGUUGCCUGACAUCCAGCCAGCAGGAUGGGCAGGGCGCUGAAGGACCACAAGCAGAAUUCCUUUAAAUGUCCUUCCUGCUCUUUCCUAGUGAAAUGGCUGCUGUCAGUGACCAGAGUACAUCUGGGGUGGGUGUGUGUGGAGGGAUGUUUGGAUAGCACUUGAUGUGUAAACAGGAGCUGAGUGACGUGCUCUCUACCUGAGAGAACACUUGGAUUCAAAACUUAGUUAUUGUUGGCGCUAAAAGGCUCCUCUAGAAAGGGAGGAAUCUGUGCCAAGAGGAGCUAAAUCAAACCUCCUGAUUUCCAAGGCCUUUGCCUGUCUUUCCAGUGUGCCUCCCCUUUCUGGGGAGGGGACUAGGGCCCAUCAGCAUGAAGCAAAUGCCAGUAGUGCGCACUUCACGAGUAUAGUACUUGCAGGAAUUAAAUAGAGGAUGCAGUAAACAGGCCAGGCUCUUGCCUGAAAUGAACGAUUCGCUGGCGGAUCCACUCAGGAUAUUGCAGCCUGGAGCGAAGAAGGAAAUCCUCUUGUAAGACCCAAGGUCUGAGGUUCUCCAGCCUUUGCUGUAUGCACCCACCAGGCCCUCGCAGCCCUUGUGGAAAUGCAGCUGACCAGGGAACCAGACAGUUUAGAUCUGUUUGUAACCCACCAGUUGUUGCUGAAAUACUAAAUUCUGCAAAAGGUUAAUGGUGUUUGUUCACUGCCUUUCCUAUUAGUCACCCCCCCUCCCCCCAGCUUCUCCGAGAACUUCAGAUGCUAACAAGCGUUGGGUUGGAGACCGUUCUUGUCCCACGUUAUUGGGUGGGAGGUAUCCGAUUGAAUGGGGGAAGGGUGGGCAUGCGUGUUGGGACCUGGAAGCUGUCUUGUAUUUGUUGGAUGGAAUGGAGUUGAUAGUAUUAGCUCUGCCGCUUGGUCCUCUGUCAAGAAGUGCAGCUGUACUGGCAGUGUUCACACUCCUCUCCAGUUACCCAGAGAGACUGGAGCUUUAUGGUAUUUACAUCCCCAACUUGUGUUCAAACCAUUCCAUCAGCUACCCCGUCAGGGAGAGUCUCCAGUACAACUUGGGUGUGGCUAUAAGCUCUCCUCCCCCAGGGUCAGGGCUGGGUCCAGGGUUUUGGCUGCCCCAAGCAGGCCCCCCCCAAAAGCCACGAUCGCGAUCUGCGGCGGCAAUUCGGCGGGAGGUCCUUCGCGCCGGGCGGGAGUGAGGGACCGUCCGCCGAAUAGCUGGACGUGCCGCCCCUCUCCGGAGCGGCCGCCCCAAGCACCUGCUUGCCAGGCUGGUGCCUGGAGCUAGCCCUGCCCAGGGUAUCUGUGUGAAACAUCAGCCACGCUCUGACACCAUUGGUUUGACUUAGUAGAUGAGCGAGUGUCUCCACUGGAAAGCUGUGAACACUGCGGUCCAGUGGGGAUGUGAACUGAACUCUGGGUAAAAAGAACUAGGUGUAGCCCUUUUCCCUUUCUUAAAACAAGGCUUCAUAUUGCAAAAGUCUGAGGUAAUUCUGCAGAGUAUGAGGCUAUUUAUGCUCCUCUUUCCCCGGGACGCACCCCAUACGUACCAGACCGACCUACUCCCAGGCUGUAUUGUCUGCCAUCGGACUGUCUCCAAGGUACUGGCUCCACGCAGCUGCCAAACUCAGGAGAAGAUCAUUGUGGAAAUGUUUUAACGUGGCAUUUCUUAACCUCUUAACAGAACAAUUUGCAAAUAUGCUGUUAAGUAUGUGCUGGGAGCAGGCAGGAGGCCCUCUGUGAGUAGCCAGGCUAAGCAGGGAGCUCCUGCCCACCCUUAUACCACCGUGUUAAGGACCUGCUGUUGCAUCGUCUCUCACUCUUGCAGGGACCACACAAAUAGCAUGUCAGGGUACAGCUGUGCUGAAUAAAUGACUUUGCUCCAUUUCUUCUGCUUUCAGCCUCUUAUGCAGGAUCCAGUGGCCUAUCACUCAGUAACAUUCAGCCUGCCUGAUUUCCAGAGGUUUUGCUUUCAAGGUCAAAAGCAGAUCAAGGGGGAUUUUAUAUUAAAGUUGACUUCUCAGAUUCCUCUCCUGGCUCUCACUUUUCCUGCUUUGAUCCCUGGUUCUGCGGGGGAGUUGGGGCUUCCUCGUUCAUAUGAAGAUGUUCUCCCUCUAAAUCAAACUUCUGCCCCCCAAGCAAUAAAUGGUGUUAGGAGUCUACAGGCAUUUCAGAGCAUUGCAUCAGCCCUUUCCGGUCACAGAAUGAGUUUUGAACUAGCUACCCUAGGUGAAUGUGUGAGGUAAGCAGGCGUGAAUUACUGUGUAAAUACCUGUGGGCGAGACUUGUCUAAGCUGCCUGGGAUGCGUCUUUGCUUAGUUCUCCAUGGGCAAAUGUGCGGCUCUUCUAUGGCAAUGACAGCUGGGUUUUUAACUGAUUUUGCUGAACAAAGUGCCCUCUGCACCCCUGUUUGCAACACCCCAUGCCAUCCUUUGACAGCCACUGUCAGCAAACCCCCUCCCCUCCCUUUCUGGAGGUGCCAGCACCACCCGCGUGCACUUGUCUCUGGAGUGCAUAGGUCCAUGCACUGUGCCUUCAAAAGUAAACUUUUAAAAAGGGACUUCAAACAGUUGACUUUUAGGUUAAAUAAAAGAAACCAAUCUGUGUGCCAUGUGAGACCGAACUUUCUGUACGAGGAGCGUGCUCUGUUUUUUACGUGUAUACUGAAAUCUAAUACUCUAUUAAAAUUAUUUUGAUGUCUCUUG